UUAAACAAAUAAAUACAUAUAGAUAACAAAUAUAAAUAGCAACAAUUAACAGUCAUGCAUUAUUCAACAUAAAAACAUUUAUAUUUAAAGAUGUGUAAAACAUAUUAAAAAUGUUAUUGGUUUACAUUCCUUUGGUGAGUUUAGUGUUUGUGAUUUACGUAAAAUGGCGGUUGAAUUACUGGAAAAGACGAGGAUUGUUCCAGUUAGAUCCAGAAUUCUUUUUUGGAAAUACCCGGAAUGAAGUGCUAGGUUCUGUAUCGAAAUUUGAAGUAUUUAGGGAUAGAUACCUUUAUAUAAAAUCAGUGAAUCGGAAACAAUGUGGGAUGUAUGCUUUUCUCGAUCCCUGGUAUCUUCCUGUUGAUCACCAAAUUAUUAAAAACAUUCUUCAAAGAGAUUUUUCGUACUUUGAAAAUCACGGAAUGUACCAUCAUGAAAAAGACAUAGUUAGCAUGAACCUCUUUAACAUAGAAGGCGAGGCUUGGAAACAAUUGAGAGUUAAACUAACCCCAUCGUUUUCUUCAUUAAAAAUAAAGACAAUGUUCCAGAUUUUACUGGAUAAAACUACGAUUUUAGAAAAAAUAAUCCAUUCAUAUUCAUCAGAAAAUGAACCAAUAAAUAUCAAAGAUAUGAUGAGGAGAUUCACUAGUGAUGUGAUAGCGAGUUGUGGAUUUGGAGUUGAAGCAAACUCUAUGGAAGAUCCUGAUAACGAAUUCACUCGAGUUGGCAUGGAGGCUUUUUAUCCAGGAUUACUAAAAUUCUUCUUGAUCGAAACUUUCCCUGCUGGACUAUUGGCAAAUCUAGGACUUAGAAGCAAUGGAUAUAAGACCUCAAAGUUUUUCAGUGACUUAGUGACACAAACUCUUCAAUACAGAGAAAAAAACAGUAUAUCUCGAAGUGAUUUUCUUCAGUUAUUGCUGGAACUAAAACGCAACAAAACGAUGACUGAUAACGAGAUUAUCGCUCAGUGUUUUAUAUUUUUCAUUGCUGGGUUUGAGACGUCAAGUACGACGGCGAUGUUCGCCAUGUUGGAACUUGCGCAGAAUGAAGGAAUUCAGAAUAAGUUGAGAGAUGAAAUUAGGAGUGUUCUGGGAAAGCAUGGUGGAGAUCUUUGUUGUGACGCUGUUAUGGAAAUGGAAUAUUUGGAUAAAAUUGUCAACGAAACUUUAAGAAAAUUUCCCCCUGGUGCUGUUAUACCUAGAAGAUGUACGAAGACUUACAAAGUUCCUGGAACGGAAGUGGUCAUCGAGAAAGGUACUAGAGUAAUUAUACCUGUCUGGGGACUUCACAGAGAUCCAGAAUUUUAUCCCAAUCCCGAGGAAUUCAAUCCAGAAAAUUUCAGUACCGAAAAUAAGGCAAAACGACCGGAUAUUGCCUAUAUACCUUUUGGAGAAGGACCAAGAAUGUGUAUAGGUCUUCGUUUUGGUGUUCUUCAAACUAAGCUGGCCCUUAUAGCCCUACUCAGGAAUUUCAAACAUACACUGAAUAGCAGAACUAAAACUCCUAUAGAGAUAGAUCCUGAAGCCAUAUUUGUUCUUAAUAUCAAAGGAGAUGUUUGGCUCAACGUAUCCAAAGUUUAAAUUAUAAGGACCAUAACUCUAAUUGCAAAUAAUAUUUUGGGUAUUUGUGAUUAACUGAUUAUUUUUUUUAUAUUUACAUAUAUAUCCUAAAUCUAUACUAAUAUAUAAAAUCCUUAAG
Sitophilus oryzae (rice weevil) is the source of this 1695-nucleotide messenger RNA. RefSeq names its product cytochrome P450 6A1-like. Gene Ontology annotation, molecular function: iron ion binding; oxidoreductase activity, acting on paired donors, with incorporation or reduction of molecular oxygen; heme binding. NCBI's taxonomy places the organism in Eukaryota, Metazoa, Arthropoda, Insecta, Coleoptera, Curculionidae. The transcript has 3 exons. The record is from RefSeq and is a predicted model, not a curated record. The coding region runs from base 111 to 1577 and encodes 488 amino acids.